This is a messenger RNA of Yamadazyma jaroonii, 1782 nucleotides long. Lineage: Eukaryota; Fungi; Ascomycota; Pichiomycetes; Serinales; Debaryomycetaceae. The record is from the annotation of a GenBank genome assembly.
AUGGAUAAGAAGAAAAUAUUAAAAUCUUGUACAAGGUGUAGGAAGCAUAAGACUAAAUGUGAUGCUAGUAAAAGACAUCCUUUACCGUGUAGUCAUUGUAGUAAAAGAGAUUUAGAAUGUAGUUUAGAUAUUGUUAAUGCCGUACCUAAUAGAAUAGAUAGUCAAAUAAUUGAAAGUUUAAAUGAUGAAGUUAAUUCUUUGAAACUAACUGUUGAUAAUUUAAUAACAAAGAAGAAUAAAUUAAUCAAUACUAUAAUAAUGAAAAACCCGUCGAUAUCGGAAAUUCAAAAAUGUAUUGAAUACCCUAUUGACGAAUAUGAUGAAAUUAAUGAUAAUGAUAAUGAUAAUAAUGAUGAUGACUUUACAAUAACUUAUAAUAAUAAAACCAUUUCCAUUUCUUUGAAUGAUAGUGAAAUGUAUUUCAUGAAUUAUAAGAAUAAUUAUCAUCAUUUCUUACCUAUAUUCCCAGAUAACUUUUUUGAGUUACCUAUAAAUGAAAUUUUCAAAGAAAGUGAAUUAUUAUUUUGGUGUAUAAUAUUAACUUCCAGUAUUAAUUUGAAUAAUAAAUUAUAUAAAAGAUUAAGCAAAUAUGUCAAACAAAAAGUCGUUGAUACUUGUUGGUUCAAAACUCCUAGAUCAGUUUAUGUUUUAUCAUCAUUAUUGAUUUUAACUACUUGGCCCAUAAUAAAUAAUAAUAAUAGAAAGAUAAAUGAUGAUUUAUCGAUUAAGUAUUUAUCCUUGAUGAAAAAUUUAUCAUUACAACUUGGUUUACAUAGAUUAGAAUUCAUCAAUGAAUUUAGUCAUAAGACUAAUCUUAUCAUCUCGAAAGAAUCCGAUUUAAAUAAUUUGAUCAGAGAAAGAAUUUAUAAAUUCAUUACUAUAAAUUUGAACUAUUGGUUGAUAAAUUUAGGCUUACUUUACUUAAAUUUCAAUGGGAACCAAGAAGAUUAUAUAAUCAACAAAUCAAAUAAUUUCAAUUUCAGUACUUUGGAAAAUGACGAUAAGUAUAUUAAUUCGUUAUUAAAAAUCAGUUUGAUCCAACAAAGAUUGAAUGAAAAUUUAAACGAUAGUGAUAUUACCACUAAAUCCAUUAAUCUCAAUAUGUUUGAAGUGAUUUUGAGUGAUUUCAAGAAGAACAUCGCUACCAUCAAUUUUGAUGAAAAAACUGAUUCAAUCACCAAUAAAGAUUUCAUUAACUUAUCGAUUGAAUUCUCCAAAGUUCAAUUAUUUAGUUAUUCUUUUGAUAAACAAUUAAAUCUUAAUUUGAAUGAUUAUAAGAAGAAUAUUUAUAAGACUUUGAAUAGUUGUUUUUUGAUCGUUUCCAUAUUACAAAAAGUCAAUUUCAAAUUAAUCAAUAUUAAUUCUUUACCAGUUCAUUAUAAAUUCAUGAUUGAAUUUGUAUCAUUGAUUUUAUUAAGAAUUUAUUAUUCACCAUUAUUAAAUAUUGAAGAUUAUGAAAAGAUCAAAACUAACUUCAGUCAAUUAUAUCAAAUAUUGAAAACCAACAUCGAUGCAAAUUAUAAAAUCAUCAAAAUAAUCGAAAAGUUCAAUACUUUGUUUAGUAAGAAUUUACUUAGUCUUAUGAAUUUCAAUAAAAAUUAUUACUUAAUCAACAAAUUCAAUAACUAUCAAAACUCAAAUAUAAUUUAUGAAAUUAUUUGGUUGAUUUAUAUCUUUGAAAAUAAUAAAUCCGAUGAUACCAACUUGAACUGGCAACAAAUUGGAUUAAAAGAUGAAAAUUUAAUUAAUUAUUUAGAUAAUUUAGAUAUCUUAGCAUUUUAG